Messenger RNA from Nezara viridula (southern green stink bug), 472 nucleotides. The record is from the annotation of a GenBank genome assembly. Lineage: Eukaryota; Metazoa; Arthropoda; Insecta; Hemiptera; Pentatomidae.
CUACGAUUCAAAAUAGCACAUUGUUACUAUCAAUUGUUAAAAUACCCAAUAAUAUUACAGAUGUUAAUUCUGUUCACGUUUACAUAUAAUUAGUAAUAUAAUCAAUAACUUUUAAUGUAAGUUCAAGGUUUUUGCAACGAAAUGUAGUUCCACCAAAGAAAAGCUCUUCCCUCUUCAAUGUUACUAAACUACAACAAAAAGGGUUAUGAAACGAGGACCUUUGUCCCUUUCAAUUGUAAAGAGUCAGGCGAGAGAGCAAGAUUCACUUGCACAGCAAAAUACUCAAGACCGACAAAUGUAUAACGAGAUAAUGAAGUUUUGUACCAUAUACAAUAAGGCAUGCAACCUUGUUGAAAAUCAAAAUCAAUGCAUGGCAGCCGAGGGAAUGGCAAAUAUUGUAAGAGUCAUUUUACAAGAUUAUUAUAAAGUUGUAGCACAACUUAACACCGAGGUAAGAAUUCAUCUAGAAUAG